Messenger RNA from Penaeus monodon (black tiger shrimp), 675 nucleotides. RefSeq names its product neuropeptide F receptor-like. The record is from RefSeq and is a predicted model, not a curated record. NCBI's taxonomy places the organism in Eukaryota, Metazoa, Arthropoda, Malacostraca, Decapoda, Penaeidae. Gene Ontology annotation, cellular component: membrane. Gene Ontology annotation, molecular function: G protein-coupled receptor activity. Bases 1 to 675 code for a protein of 224 amino acids. The transcript is spliced from 2 exons. Gene Ontology annotation, biological process: G protein-coupled receptor signaling pathway.
AUGAUCACGUUCGAGUCCCAGGGCCCCCCCGUCAACAUGGAGCCUGAGCCCCUCUCCUCGCUGGACACGAUCGACUUCGAGGCCCCCGACUUCAGCCUCAUCAACCUGGUGGCGCUGCAGGAGAACCACACCAGCUUCGCCCACAACCUCUCGCACAUCCUCAACCUGACGGGCGGCCUCAACGUCGCCUUCAUCGAGAAGUUCGAGAAGAACCGCCGCGUCAGCUACACCGCCUUCUGCACCCUCAUCUUCGUCUACAGCGUCCUGAUCGUGCUGGGGGCGACGGGCAACUCCCUCGUGGUCAUGGCCGUCAUCCGGAAGCCGGCCAUGCGCACGGCCAGGAACGUGUUCAUCAUCAACCUGGCCAUCUCGGACCUCCUGCUGUGCCUGGUGACCAUGCCCCUCACCCUCAUGGAGCUCCUGUCCCAGUACUGGCCCCUUGGAGACACGCCCUUCGCCUGCAAGCUCGUGGGGACGCUGCAGGCGACGUCCAUCUUUGUGUCGACGAUUUCCAUCACGGCAAUCGCCCUCGACCGAUACCACGUGUCGCAUUCCUUAGCUUUUGCUAAGCCUACUGGCGUGCGCCCUCGGCCGACUGCGGCCACGGGUCGCAGGGUCAGCUUCUGGCACUCGAUUGAGAUGCCAUUGCUCGAAUUACGCUUUGUGAAUGCAUAG